Paramormyrops kingsleyae is the source of this 1014-nucleotide messenger RNA. It is a transcript of the gene slc66a3, whose product is annotated as solute carrier family 66 member 3. NCBI's taxonomy places the organism in Eukaryota, Metazoa, Chordata, Actinopteri, Osteoglossiformes, Mormyridae. The record is from RefSeq and is a predicted model, not a curated record.
ACAGAAAGCACCGCGCUGAUGUGUGCGGAAGCGAAAUCAAAAGCAGGCUGAAGUGCCGUGCCGAGGUACCGUACAGAGUCAGACGCCCGAAACGAGGAAGAAGCGCCGACCUCCACGCCGGUUAGAUAUGAGUGUUAGCGGCAUGCUGCAUUUUGCAAACCUGAGCACGCUCCUCGUCUGCAUGGUGCUGAAAUUCCCGCAGAUGUUCGCGCUGAUGCAGAGCAAAUCCUCCGAAGGUGUCAGCCUGCAGAGCCUGAUCCUGGAGCUCAUCGGGUUCAUUGUGUUCAACACUUACCAGGUUUACUAUGAGUACCCGCUGCCCACCUACCUGGAGUACCCCAUUCUGAUCGCUCAAGAUGCCAUCCUGCUCCUGCUGAUCCUGCACUACAAUGGCACCCUGAAGCAGAGUUUAUUCUAUGCAUCCCUGUUCACAGGGGGCUGGCAGCUGCUGACCUUAGAGAAGUGGAUCAUCGACUGGGCCAUGAGUUUGUGCACCUUCAUCAGUGCGGCGAGUAAGAUGACCCAGCUGCGCUGUCUGUGGAGCUCCAAGGACUCUGGGCAGGUCAGCGCGCUGACAUGGGGACUGGCGACCUACACCUGCCUGGCGAGAAUUUACACCACGGCCGUGACGUCUGCUGACACACAGGUUCUGGUCCGAUUUGUCGUCAUGACGAUUCUGAAUGGGUGGGUUACAGCGGCUGUGCUGUACUACCGACGGCGCAGGACAAAGCAGGACUAAGCCUGUUGUCAUGGAGACAAAGCAGGACUGAGCCUGUUGUCAUUCAGACAUGGGGCUUCCUGUUGUUAACACAGGUGUGGUGUGGAGGCUUCCAGAUGGAUGCGCUGGGCUGCUCCCCCCCAUCACCAGCUGCUGUUACACCAAAAAUCCUACGUCAUUUUCUUCUUUUGGCACAAAUGUUGCAUUUUUUUAUAUAAACUUUUCUCAGUUUCUGCCACCUUCUUAUUGUACUCAGCAGAACAAAGUGAAACAUUGAUCUAUUUCCCGUCCCGUCA